UCUCAUCACAGUCUUCAUCAGUAAAGCUGAAGACUUUUCUCCAUCUCUCUCUCUGAUCAGGAUCAUCCUGGACCGAGCCUCCUCAGGUCUGGAUCCAAUACUGAAGCAGCUGGACUCUUCAACACAUCAAGUCUGCAGGACCAGGACCAGUAAUGACCCUGUAACACUGGAGCAGAAACCCCCCCUGACCUCAGGAACCACUGGCCCCUGUCUGACUGAAGUCCUGAGCAACAUCCAGACCCUGAGGAGGUUCUGCUUCAGACCCAGACCGGUUCAGGGCCAGAGGGAGGGCGGCAGAAGGACCACAGAGUCUUCUAUGGAGGACCACAGAGUCGCCUGUUGUCAUUUACCUGGCAAUAACUCAGGGGGCAUCACAGAGGAGCAGUACCACAGUCAUCAGCAGCAGCUGAUCCAGAUGCAGAAACAACAGCUGGAACAGCUGCAAUUACAGAACAACAAUGCUUUAUAUAGACACACAUCACUGUGUGGAGCACGGUCCACCAGGUCCAGUGAGUCCCGUUCAAAGACUGUGGACUCGGCCAGCGCUCAGUUUGCAGCCUCAGCUGUGAUCAGCGCUACUCUUCCUCCUCUUCUUGUUCCUCGUGGUCACAACAGUGAGAACAAACCCUACAAGUCUAGCAUCAACGGAGUCCUUCAUUCUUCAGGUCCCUCCAGGCCUCCGUACUCGUCCUCCUCGUCUGUCAGCAGGUUGGGGCUUUCAGCUCGGGGGUCUCUCUCCUCUUCCACUCAGUCUCUUCCUAACCAGAGGAACCAGGUGAGAGCCCCCCUCCACACUGCUCGACCCUCCGCCCCCCCAACGUCUGCCUUAAAGCUCACCACCAUCACUGCCAGCCUCGACCGAGUGCCCAAAGUCUCCACCGCCAGGUAAACGCCUCCUACACCUGUCCAUGUAAACUCCUAGACACACCUGUACGACGCGCACACCCGUGUGCGACGCACACACCUGUCCAGGUAAACUCGUCCUACAUAAUGUUUCUGACCUUUUAACUUUAUAACUGAUACCAGACCAACAGUGAAACAGAUAUAUUGUAAAUACGAGGACUAAUAAUAAUAGUAAUACUAGUAAUAAUAAUAGUAGUAGUGAUAGUAAUAGUAAUUAAAGUAGCUCUGUCAAUCAUUGCUGGGCGACUCAAAGCGGGAACAGUCAAGGAGAAAUGGCACAACAUUCUCGAAACAUCUCACUUUGCACACAUUUAGAUCAGAAAAGUCUUAUUUUCUGGUGUUGUGCCCACGAAUCUUUAAUAAGUUCAGUGUUCGGACGCCUGUAAUUAUAGAAUCCUGCUUACUGUCAUGGUUGCUAGUUGGUGGCGCUAUGAGCUGAUAUUGGCAGACAGAAGUUCUAAAGCCAUGACAGUCAUCAACCAUGUCAAGUUUGGAACAGUUUUGAAAAAGUAUAGUCGAGUUACAACAGCUUGAUGGAUGAUGGUGAACCAUGUAAAAUGGUCGCCACACCACGUCAUGUCGUUC
This is a messenger RNA of Anarrhichthys ocellatus (wolf-eel), 1488 nucleotides long. Its product is annotated as enhancer of polycomb homolog 2-like. The coding region runs from base 317 to 889 and encodes 190 amino acids. The transcript has 4 exons. The record is from RefSeq and is a predicted model, not a curated record. Lineage: Eukaryota; Metazoa; Chordata; Actinopteri; Perciformes; Anarhichadidae.